AUGAAUUAUGACAUCGUAAACUGGGACCCAAUAGUAGUACAUCUUCUUUUGCAAAAACUGGACAAGGAAAGCAGGGAAAAGUUUGAGUUCGCGUUAAAGGAUCCGAGAAGCAGUCCCACCAUUCAAGAAUUUCUGACGUUUGUUGAGUCAAGAUUCCAGACUCUCGAAGCCAUCAACUCCCGAGACGACAAAAAGAAGUUCCAGAGCCUAGAAGUCACCGCUAUUUGCAACAAUGGACGGAAGUCAACUGCGGCCAUACCCCCUAAGAUUGAUCAGGAUAAGACACUGAUUUGCCAUUUUUGCAAUUCAAGUUUGGAACGAGGAAAAGCUGUUCACAGGCUGAUGUUAUGCAGAAACUGUUUGAAAAAAGGCCAUCAUUCCCAAUCAUGCACAUCACGAAAAUGUCAGAAGUGCAACAUGCCCCACAACACGCUACUUCACUUGCAGAAGCAGCAGCAAAACUCACCAAGUACGUUGGGUGAAAAAGAUAGUUUGCAGCCCACACAUCAAGCUGUUAAUGCAGCAGCAGGAACACACUUCAAUAAACGUCAUGUGUUCUUGGCAACGGCAGUGGUCAAUGUGAUCUCAGCACACGGUACAAGAAUCCCAUGCAGAUCUCUUCUUGAUUCAGGAUCACAGCUGAAUUUUGUAACAACAUCCUUCUUACAGCAGUUAGGAAUCAAGAAGUAUCCCAAGGAUACGUCAAUCUGCAGAAUAGGUGGCCAAGAAUGCAGAUUUGAUUUUGUGGCCCCAAUUACAUUUGAAUCUAGGAUGUCGACCUAUCGAGCAAUAGUAGAAGCGAACAUCAUGACUCGGAUAAGUGACUAUCAGUCUAGUCAAGAAAUCGAUGUCUCAAUGUGGAAAAUUGCAUCCUUCAUCAAGCUGGCUGAUCCAUCUUUCUGCAAGUCCAAGCAAAUUGACAUGUUAUUGGGAGCCGAACUAUUCUUUGAUCUGUUUCUACAAGGAGAAUACAAAAUUUCAAACGACCUACCAAUCUUACGAAACACAGUGCUAGGUUGGAUAGUAGGCGAAAGUGCUCCAGCUUCAAAUUCGCAUGCUCAUUGUCACAUAGUAACAAAGCCAUCGUUGACAUCGUUGGAUAAACUCGUUCGUUCUUUCUGGGAAAUAGAAAGCCAUGACAUUCCCACUAACACUCAGAGCGAGGAAGAACAACAGUGCGAAGAACAUUUCAAGAAAAACACAGUUCUGAAUUCUGAAGGUAAAUUUGUGGUUAAAUUACCAUUUAAAGAGGAUCCUACCACAGGUUUAGGUGACUCCCUUCAAGCAGCAAGAAAAAGGUUUCUUUCUUUAGAAAACAAGUUGAGCAAGGAUGAAGAGCUUAAAACAUCUUACAUCAACUUCAUGGAGGAAUAUAAAGCAUUGGGUCACAUGACGCCAAUUAACAAGGACAAUAUUCCACAAAGGCACUACGUCAUACCUCAUCAUUGCGUCAUGAAACCCGAAAGUUCGUCAACGAAACUUCGAGUAGUUUUUGAUGCAUCAGCCAAGACGACUUCUGGUCACGCAUUAAAUGAUAUACUCAUGGUGGGCCCAACCGUUCAACCAGAUCUAUUUUCAAUAGUUUUAAAAUUCAGAAUGCACAGAUAUGUCUUUACAGCAGACAUAACAAAGAUGUAUCGCCAGGUUUUGAUGCACGAGGAUGAUCGAGCAUUUCAACUUAUAUUCUGGAGAUCAAGAGCUGAUGAACCAUUACAGCUGUACAAAUUAAACACCGUCAAUUAUGGGACCGCAUCGGCUUCUUACCUAGCAACCAGAUGUCUCGUUAAAUUAGCAGAAGAUAAUCAAGAUUCAUUUUUUAGAGCAUCACAAGCCGUUAAAAACAAUGUAUACGUGGAUGAUUGCUUGGCUGGUUCAGAGACCAUUGAUGAUGCUCAUAAUUUGCUUAAUGAAAUCAUUUGUCUACUCAAAGCAGGACAUUUUGAAUUGAAAAAAAUUUGUUCCAAUCAUCCAAUGAUUUUAAAGGGAAUUCCUGAAGAAGAUAAAGAGAAACUAGUGACAUUUCAUCAAUCUGAGAUAAUCAAAACAUUAGGACUAAUAUGGGAUCCUUCACAAGAUGUCUUUGAUUUCAGCUACAAUGACGAAAAGGUAAACAAAAUAUCUACACAAAUAACAAAACGAACAGUUUUGGCCGAUCUUGCAAGACUUUUUGAUCCUCUUGGGCUACUUGGACCUAUAAUUGUCAUUGGCAAGCUAUUCUUACAAGAAUUGUGGAAAUCAAAAUUGUCUUGGGACGACAAUCUUUCAAAUGAAAAGGCUCAAAAGUGGAUUAAAUACAUUGGGCAAUUCUCACUAAUGAGCAAUAUAAGCAUUCCACGAUACGUUCUUCUUCCUCCUGCCAAGACAAUUGAACUUCAUGCUUUCUCCGAUAGCAGUUUAAGUGCCUUUGGAUCGUGUGUUUACUUACAAUCAAUCGAUAAAAGAAAUCAAACCUUUUGCCAACUGCUUUGCUCAAAAUCAAGAGUUGUUCCACUGAAAAUUGUCAGCAUAGCCCGUCUGGAACUACAAGCAGCAGUACUUAUGGUGGAAUUGGUGGAGAGAAUAAUUCAGAUACUUCCAAGGAAAAUUGACAAAGUAUGUUUUUAUACAAAUUCUACAACCGUGCUGGCCUGGCUUAAAUCACCCUCUUACACUUGGGAAACUUUUGUAGCAAUAGAGAAAAUUCAAUCACUCUCAGAGUUUCAUCAAUGGCAAAUCAUCAAGGGUCAUUUAAAUCCAGCGGACUUAGUAUCGAGAGGAUCAAAUUUAUCAGGACUAUUCAAAUCAUCAAUAUGGUUCAAUGGUCCAGAGUUUCUUCGAAAUCCAGAAAUCAUUCAAUUCAAAGAAUAUGAAUAUCCUGAAGUGAUUCCAGAACGACGUAGGAAAAAAUCGGUGUUGUCGGCAACAGUUCAAAACGAUUCAAGCUUGAUUGAAAAUAUCAAUUACAGGAGUUAA
This is a messenger RNA of Eupeodes corollae, 2952 nucleotides long. RefSeq lists its product as uncharacterized. The transcript has 2 exons. The record is from RefSeq and is a predicted model, not a curated record. NCBI's taxonomy places the organism in Eukaryota, Metazoa, Arthropoda, Insecta, Diptera, Syrphidae. Bases 1 to 2952 code for a protein of 983 amino acids.